This is a messenger RNA of Cyclocybe aegerita, 1080 nucleotides long. Lineage: Eukaryota; Fungi; Basidiomycota; Agaricomycetes; Agaricales; Hemipholiotaceae. The record is from the annotation of a GenBank genome assembly.
AUGUCCGCUACUCAUGCCACCAAGGCGUUCACCACUGUGCAGGCCAUGCGCAUGCUCGGGAACUCCACCAGAGGUCUCUUGCCUAAACAGCACUGCCUCUUAUAUUGGUCGUGUGUGGUUCCCAUUGCCACAUACAGUUAUCGUCUCUGGUAUUUUGACGGCACCCGUAAUAAGGGCGCGAUGAACCAGCUAAAACGGAUGCAGCGAAAAGCUGCUCUAUGGAUUACUGGUGCCUUCCGCACCUCACCCACAGGCGGUCUUGAGGCCCUUGCUGGCCUCAUCCCUGUUCAUCUCAUGCUGAAGAAGCUGGCGACGCACGCAGUGUAUCACGUCGCUACCCUCUCAGACACUCACCCUCUUCGCUCCAUGUUGGGUGAGGGACUCCUUAAGCAAGCUGCACCACAUGCCCGCUCAGCUGCCUUGAUGACCCUAGCUAUGCGAGGGAAAGUCAAGAGCACCGUUAUGGAGGUGGAUGAAUGUGUCCACACCUUAACUGAGAGCUUUGAGCCCUUUGCACCCGAAGCUCGCCCAGGCGAUCGGUUACUGGACCGCUAUGUGGACCAUCUCCACUUUGACAAGCGCGAUCCUGCCCAGGAUAGGCGACCAUAUCUAGACGAGCUCAUCGCGAAAGCAAGGGCCGACCCAUUAACAGUACUGGCUGCAACUGAUGGCUCCGUCCCUCAGUCCAAUCAGUAUCAGGCGGCUUCAGCUGCCAUCAUCUACAAGGGACACCGCGAGCUCGAAAGGACUCACUAUGUCUCUGGCAGAGUUACCGCCCCGGAUGCGGAGCUCAAUGCCAUUUCGUGUGCAGUGCACCUUGCUGUCAAGCAGGCAAACUGCCAACAUAUUAUGGUCUUUACUGACUCUAUGGGCUCAGCCCAUAGAGCGGUUGACCCCUCCGUGCACUCUGCGGUGCUCGGUGGCAGCCCGCUCGCUAUCUACAAACACAUACACUACGCGGCCUGGGUACUGAGUAAACCACUAAAGGACGUCCGCCCCCCCAACCACGAGCCUUAUGGCUCAAAUGCCGAAGCUCCCAUAAAGCCAGACCCACCUCGCGAAAACGGUGACGCGGGAUAA